CAUUAAAGAAGAGGAGAAAAUGUGACGUGACAGUUCCUCAGAUGACGAAUAAUAUUAUUGUUUUUUAUAAUUUAAUUUCUGUAUAAUGUUCAAUAAAAAAUAAGUGUACCUAAUACUAUGUACAUAACGCCUAAUUUUUAUUCUGUUAAAAAAAAAUUUUGGCCUUUUUACGAGUAUCCUAUUGGCACAUUAUGUUCAAUGUUUGUGAAUGGAUAACAAUAGGCUAAACCCAUAUAUUUAUCCCAACCCGGGUGGUACUACCUGCACUUGAUAAAAAUUUUUUUUACAAUAAAAUCAAUGCCAAACUAUGCAAGUAUCUACAGAUAAUGAAAAUAUUAAAAAGAAAAGAGAAGAAAAAUGAUGAAACUUAAAGACCACAGGAGUUAGAUCUACGCUAUUAUCAAGAGACACUUGCAAAUCUGCAAUAUAAUCAAAAUAUAUUUAUCUUUGUACUUUAAAAUUAACCAAAAACGUAUGAGCUAGCCUAAUGGCAUACAAAUUACAACAAAUUGUUUGGGCAAAAUUGGUGGGUUACCCUCGUUGGCCGGCAGUUAUAAUUAAUGAAUGGGAAGAAGAUUUGGGAAAGUCUCCCGAAAAAUCAGAAAGAAAGUUUUUCCCUGUUCGCUUUUUCGGAGAACAUACAACUGCAUGGCUGGAACUGAAAAAAAUAAGUGAUUAUGAAAAAAAUAAAAAGAAAUACUUGAAGGCUCCUAAAACGCUGUCAUUCUUAAAAGCUGUCAACGAAGCUGACGACCAUUUGCAAAAGCAAAAACAGGACAGUGGAUACCAUAUCAAUUUCAACAUAUCAAAAUCGAAAAAACGAAAACGGUCUCUCGAGAAAAAAACUCCAGUUAAAAUAGCAAAGACUAGAGCGUCUAUUGCCGAUGAAGACACAGAAGAUACAGGUUAUGAUUUGAAGGAGACAUAUAAUAUUGGUGUCAUUGGCAUGGGACUAGUUGGAGAAGAAAUUACUAAACAUUUUAUAAAAUCGGGUCGCACUGUUAACAUAAGCAAUCGAAGAAUUAAAAAAUGCCGGAAAUUGAAAAGAACAUUGGAUCAGACAAAAAAUAUAAAAAUUAUGAUAACUCCAAGAGCUGUUUUGCUAAAAUCUGAUAUCAUAUUUGUUUGUCUGUCAGAUGACGAAGUUACCAAACAUGUUAUAGAAUGGGAGUUUGAAGCGGCAAGUGAAAUUGAAAAUAUUCUAGAGGGUAAAUGUAUUCUUGUAAUGACUAGAAUUAAACCAGAAAGCUCUGUAAUAUUCAGCGACAGAAUUAAAUCUAAAGGUGGAAAAUAUUUAGAAUUGGCAUUCCAAGGUCACAGAAAGGAGAUUAAAGAAGGAACUAUCACGUUAUAUACUGCUGGAGACCAAAGUUUAUUUAAUAUAUGUCAACCUAUCUUUGAAAUGAUAAGCAAAGCUUCAUACUAUUUUGGAGCAGCUGGGAAUGGAAUUAAGAUAAACCUUAUUGUUCAAAUGAUAAAAGGAGUUAGUUUGGGUGCUUUUUCAGAAGGAAUGUCAUUGGUAGAAAGACUUGGAAUUCCACCGAAAAUAUUUUUAGAAAUUUUUAAUGAAACUGAUAUGAGCUGUACUUAUUUAAGAAACAAAGGGAACUUGAUAACUGAAAGUACUUACGGCAACACGGAGCAACCUCUACAUCAAAUGCAAACAGAUUUAAAAAAUAUAUUGGAGAUUUCUGAACAGGUCCAACAACGAGUUCUUUUGGCAAAUAUGGCCCACGAAAUCUAUAAAGACUGUAUACGUGUACAGUAUGGACAGGAUGAUGUAUCUGCGAUAAUUGUAAAGCAUAAAUUCUAUUAAUGAUUAAGUUAUGAAGAAAUAUUUUUCAAGUGUUAGUAUCACUAUUGGUAUUUGGUAACACAAUAAGGUAAAAUAGUUUCGAAUUGUGUCCCCUCUGAUUUUGUGUUAAAACUUUACAUUUCGCCGGUUAGUAGGAGAAGAAAUAAUAUUUGUGAUACAAUGACUGAAAACAAGAAUUUCAGGUAGUUCAGUUUUGUGAUAUGCUAGAAAACAGAGCCAAGUUGAUUUAUAUUUAGAUCGUGAGAUUUUUGUACUGCAUUGCUAAUUUUAUCGGUAAACUUUAUAUAAAUUUUUCAUCCUUAAAAUAAUAAUUGACACAGUCUAUAACAUUUUUGGAAAAAAAAUUUAAUUUAAGCUUAUGUUUAUACAUCUUUCUAUAAUUUUAUUAAAUUUGUUUGGAGUUUGUACAAUCUAGUACAUUUUCUAGUUCAAUUUUUACAUUCAGCUUUUAAAUUGUGGCAACACUGAGCAUAUCACAAAACUAGCUACCUGAAAUUCUCUCUCAAAAACGUUGUUAGCUCUUAGACUAUUAGAUAAUCAAGCCUCAGAAACCAAGAUUGUUCAGAAAUUACAGAUUUCUGUUUUGUUCUUAAAAUUUGCUUUAUUGGUGUCAGGCAAUUCAAUUUCUUCUGUUGAAGAUGUCGCUUAUAAUAGCCAGCAAAACAUAAUGAGGCGAUUUCAGUUCGGAAAUUUAUUUUGUUAAUGUUCCAUUUUUCUAUGAUUAGGUAGGUAUAUGAAACAAUAUGGUAUUCAUUUGUGUUAACUUUUUAAUAUUCCCAAACUCACACUAAAUGUAAUAUUUUAUGUGUUAUUUGACGAAGAAAGUUGUUAUAUGCAUGCUGAGCUUUUUAUUUUUGAUAGGAGUAGUUAUAAGAUAAUAUGUGUUGAGAAAUAGUUGAAUAAAUGCUUUUCUUUCGAUUUUUUUAAUUUCCAAAUAAG
Molecule: messenger RNA, 2755 nt
Organism: Diorhabda sublineata
Lineage: Eukaryota; Metazoa; Arthropoda; Insecta; Coleoptera; Chrysomelidae
Product: cytokine-like nuclear factor N-PAC
Exons: 5
Coding region: 488-1816 (442 amino acids)
Molecular function (GO): NAD binding; oxidoreductase activity, acting on the CH-OH group of donors, NAD or NADP as acceptor; NADP binding
Source: RefSeq, a predicted model, not a curated record